CAGCGUUCUAGAUUGCCUGUUCAUCACAAAUUCCUUGUGUCUCCUCCAGAAUCCAGAAGAGAGUAAUUAAGAUAUUUUCAAAAUGGAAAGUUUCCAUAUCAAGGAAUUUCCUUUUCUUCCCUGAGAUUUCCUGAUGUCCUUAAAGCCUGCGGUACACACGAGCAACACAAGCCUGGUAACUUCCAAUUUGAUAGCUCCUUCUUACUUUUACUUCAGUAUACACUUAAAAGUGGACUUACAAUUCCAGAAAAGCUAUAGUAAUGAGGACUGAACCCAGAGCCUUGUGUAUGCUAGGAUCAAGAACCAGGAGGGGCAUACAGGGUGUGCUAACGAAAGAAUGGAUUGAGUUGAAUCCCUGCAGAAUGUGGACUAUUUAGAGACACUGAGUUUGGGUUUCCCUAAUUAGCAGUGAACAACAAUGGGACCAAAGAAAUACGCCAAGUUUCAAAAUGGCAGAACCUCAGAAAACAGCCCACUUAAACUUGAGAAAGGAAUAGUUACCAACGAUGACGAGAUUUUUGAUGCAGUUGGCCAAUCAAAAUUUGUCCUAGAGAACCUUCAAUACUACACAACCCAUCCAGAUUUGGCCCAGUACUAUGAGCCUUUGAAGCCCACUACACUGCAGAAAUUCCUGGAUCAAAACAGGAAAAUCACUAGCUUCAUGUUAAAAGUAACUGAAUAUGAUCAGGAUAUGACCUUACUGAUUAUGACCAACAACACACCUCCCUGUUCAAUUUGCCAGCAGGAAAAGGACAGUGCUCUGAAAUACUUUUCUAAGGACUUAUUGUUCAAGGAAAGUCAUCAGCACAAAGCCACCAAGAACUUUUGCCCACCCCUGAUGCUUCAGAAAAAAAUGUUGAGAUCGGGGCUGAAACCAAUCUUCUCUGUGAAAAAGUUUGAUGAUCCUACAUCCAAGGAAAACCAAUGGUUUAGGUUUUCAACGGACAAUGACUUUAAGACGGAAGGGCAGUAUUUGAAAACCUAUGCUUUGAGGAAACAGAAAAAAAUGUAUCCAAAGCUUAACUUUGCUCCAGUCUGUGAAAGAGAUAAGAUGAAAGAUGCUUCCAACAGCUCAGUGAAUGAGACGCCCACUUCCCAGGUGCUUCGGGAGCCACUCACACUUUCAUCGCUUCAGAAAGAGAAGCCCAGCCGAAGCACGCCGGGGGAAAACUUCCGCAACGGAAGGGCCCAGCAGUGGAUUAUCAAAAAUGCCACGCUCAUUAAGUGAAAACAACAGGGCUCUCGCCUGGCUCUACAGGGACUGAGGAGCUAGCAGAAGUAGCCAACCAAAUAAAAUCACCUUGCAGCACACAGAAAGCGUGGGCUGAGGCGCGAGCA
Molecule: messenger RNA, 1338 nt
Organism: Heterocephalus glaber (naked mole-rat)
Lineage: Eukaryota; Metazoa; Chordata; Mammalia; Rodentia; Bathyergidae
Gene: Tsga13
Product: testis specific 13
Source: RefSeq, a predicted model, not a curated record